GGAUGUGACCGCUAGAUCAGCAGGGCUGCCUCCGUGCGGUAAAGAGGCAACUUUGGAAUUUCCUGUGAGAGGUCGUAAAUCUACAUCAUGCUACUACUUCUGAGGUUAGACCCGAAUAACAUAGAGCUCUUGACUUUAAUGCUCGGAGUUCAGUAAUAAUUCUGAGGUUUGAUGGAGCCUUUAAUCUCAGAGACCAACUGUAUGAACGAAGAGGAGGUCAAGAAAGUCACAAUUUCCGAAGAAAAUCAAAAACAAGCACAACCGAUCAAUGACGACCUGGAAUGCAUCGUAGCUUCGUCUGAAGAUGACUGCUCGCCAUGCAGGGUUCCAAUCAAAGCGGCUACACUGGAAAAACUUGUCGAAUACUGUAUUGAUGAAUUCGACGAGAAUGGACCAAGGACCAAAGAUCCUAUUCUUUCGAAGUCCUUAUUUAUUGGCCAUCAGUGGUUCCUUGAGUCCGAAAAGCUACUCGAAGUUUUUCUAGAUGCCUAUGUACAUUGUCUUAGUAACGGAGGCACAGAUGAGAAUUCCAAUGAAGACCUGGGCCGAAGAUUUGCAGUUUGCCAGUGUGUUAAUUACUGGAUGACAAGAUAUGGUGUUGAGUUCAAGCGCAAUGAAGAGCUCACAUUUGUCGCCAAGCGACUGGAGGCUCUGGUUGUAGGGGAUGAUGAUGAGAAACUAAAAGAUUUGGUUCACCUUUCUAAUGUUGAUAAUUUUGAUGCCCGGCGUAGAGCCUCAAGCAAUUUUGGCAACAGGCCACCAAGUGAGAGGAAAUAUUCCUUAGCAUUUCAAGACCAGCAGCCUGAAGAAAUAGCAGAACAGCUCACUUAUCUAGAGUUUAGAAUGCUCAGGAGGAUACCGUUUUCGGAUUGGAAGGCAUACUCGUUAACUUCCAAACUAGAAAAUACAACAUAUUUAGAGCGCUAUGUAUCAAUGUUUAAUGGACUCUCAAAAUGGAUCCAAGCAAUGGUACUGAAUCACACAUCUGCGGAGGACAGAGCCAAAUGCAUUGAGAAAUUCCAGAAAGUCGCACAGAGCCUCAAGGAAUUGCAGAACUUUAAUGGUUUGCUUGCUGUUACUGGAGGACUCAACAACUCUGUAUUAUCAAGGCUUCACCAAACCAGGGAAUAUGUGUCCAAGGACUGUAAAGAAUAUAUGAAUCUACUGACUGAGUUUUUGUCGUCGGAGAAUAACUACGCUACGUACCGCAAGAGGCUUUCCUGUUGUGCAGGAUUUUAUAUUCCAAUCCUAGGUAUCCAGCUGAAAGAUUUAAUCGCUACACACACUGCUCUCUCAGACACUGUGAAUGACAAGCUUAUCAACGUCCAUAAACUCGUCACCUUAGCCGGGAUCAUUUCGAAAUCAAUCGUGUGCCAGACAACCCCACCUCUCGUCACCCCAAACAUGGAGCUUCUCAACAUGCUCAGGGUUUCACUGCAGCCAAGACUCUCUGAAGAUGAACUGUAUGAGUUAUCCUUAGCGCGGGAGCCACGCACCAUGAGUUUAUCAUCAACGUCUUCCACCUCCUCUUUGAGUCGGACAGACUCGGUUAAAAGGAAAGUGUCAAACAACUCGAAUGUUUUUGCGGACUGGGCUUCAGGGGGCACAGCUGUUCCUGACCGAAGGGUUGUCGAGCGCCACGUGUCUGCCAUGGUUGAGGCUGUGUUCCGUGUAUACGACACUAAUAAAGACGGUACUAUAAGCUCCAAGGAGUUCGACGCCAUCGCCACAAAUUUCCCCUUCAUCGAUCCGUUUGCAGUUAUCGACUCGAACUGUGAUGGUAUGAUCACAAAAGACGAGAUGAAUAGCUACUUUUUGAAAGUAAACUGCCAGAAUCUCACCCGAGAGUUUUCGCACAACUUCCAAGAAACGACUUAUUUCUCCCCGACGUACUGCGACCACUGCGGGGGACUGCUUCGAGGUAUCAUAAAGCAAGGCUGUAGGUGUAGAGAUUGCCAUAUUAAUUGUCACAAAAGUUGCAAGAAAGAGCUGGUGAUCGAAUGCCGGAACCGAUCGCCGACACACAACAUGGGGACACUCGAUCGAUCUCCAAAUAAAACCGAUACGUUACGGGGUAGAAUAAAGAGUAAAAUAAAGUUUUACAAACAGCCGUCUGAAGAAAGCUUGAGAUCACAAAAUGGCGACAAUGUCACGGUUCCGUCCGACUUCUAUGAUCGCCUUCUCAAAGCGGAGGAGAGCCGUGACCAGUUGCUGAUUGAAAACGCGUCUCUGGCAUCUCAACUAGACGAGGCGGACCGCAAGAUCGAGAUCCUCCAGACACAUCUGGACAUGCUUCGCUCCAACACAGUCUCGUUCAUCUUGGACCAAAUGGACGCUCUACAGAUGCAAAAAGUAACCGAAGUAUAGCUGGCUUUGCUGUGGGCCUUUUACGAUAUAUUUAUACAUUCAUUCACAUCCGAAUGGAAAUUCUACAACUGUAGUCACAGGAAAUUAUUUUUAUUCGUCAUACGUGCCUCCGGCUGCGCUAAGGGGUCAUUAAAUACCAGCAUCGUGUUCACUUCACGUUUGCGGGAUGGAAACACGUGUUUGCGCAUUUUUGCAGCUGAUAGCCUUAGCCAAUUGGUCAUGUGACGCAUUCAAUGUAAAUACUGAACCCCACCCACAUGUUAUUAGUAAAAAUGUAUUGCAGUCCUUUGAAAUGUGGUAAUUACAAAUGAAUUCCGAGAGAAAUUAUCCCGAGAACUCCAAGAGAAAUAGAAAUCGAGAAAAUGAUAUUUAACCUUAAGGAAAAUGUCAAGUUUAUUCCUUGAUUCACACAUAUAAUGAUUUAAUAUUGUGAGAAUGAAUGCAUGUAAGACGCAAAACAUUUCAAGAGCCCUGUACUAUAUGAAAAAAGUUGAAAAAAUAAAAGAAAAUACAUUA
Molecule: messenger RNA, 2883 nt
Organism: Nematostella vectensis (starlet sea anemone)
Lineage: Eukaryota; Metazoa; Cnidaria; Anthozoa; Actiniaria; Edwardsiidae
Product: ras guanyl-releasing protein 3
Exons: 18
Coding region: 172-2367 (731 amino acids)
Biological process (GO): Ras protein signal transduction; positive regulation of GTPase activity
Cellular component (GO): plasma membrane
Molecular function (GO): guanyl-nucleotide exchange factor activity; calcium ion binding
Source: RefSeq, a predicted model, not a curated record